AUGCAGAUCUCUUGGGCUGUGUUCUCUGCCUGUGUCUUCAUCCAACUUGCAUUUCGAGCUGUGGAAGGGUGGCAGAUGUUUAAAAAUGAUGCUACAGAAAUCAUCCCAGAGAUCACUAAAAACACAGAAACACCUGUGGAGCAGAUCUUCAGUGACAACAACACAAUGAACCAGGCAAAGCACGGAGGAAGACACAUACAACAAGCUCCAGAACCUAAUGAUGCUUCUGACUUUAGCUGCAGAGAAAUGCGAACAACCCGCUACUUGACGGAGGGGCCCUGCCACAGCAUCAAACCCAUCAAAGAAUUGAUCUGCUCUGGGCAGUGUGUCCCCUCACACCUCCUCCCCAAUUCCAUUGGCAGAGGGAAGUGGUGGCGUCAGAACUCCCUGGAUUAUCGCUGCAUCCCCGCUCACACUCGCACUCAACGCAUCCAGAUGACUUGUCCAGGGGAAGAGACUCAGACUUACAAAUUCCGAGCUGUUACGGCCUGCAAAUGCAAACGCUACACUCGUUACCACAACCAGUCAGAGCUGAAGGAUUUUGGCAAGGAAACCAUCAGGCCUCAAAAAAACAAGAAGUCUCAUCUCUCCAGAUCUAGGAGCAGCAAAUCUAACCAGCACGAGUUAGAAAAUGCUUAUUAG
Molecule: messenger RNA, 642 nt
Organism: Colius striatus (speckled mousebird)
Lineage: Eukaryota; Metazoa; Chordata; Aves; Coliiformes; Coliidae
Product: sclerostin
Exons: 2
Coding region: 1-642 (213 amino acids)
Biological process (GO): ossification; negative regulation of BMP signaling pathway; negative regulation of Wnt signaling pathway
Molecular function (GO): BMP binding
Source: RefSeq, a predicted model, not a curated record